AGUGCGCGCGCUUGUGUGGGGAAGCGACGUGCAUGCGCUGGAGCAACAGAUCCCCCCGCGCAUGCGCAUUUGAUUGUUUUGACUGAAAAUGCCGUCGGUUUCGAAAACGGCGGCCAAUGCGUCUCCUCAAACCGAGAAACCUACCCACUAUACCUACUUGAAGGAGUUUAGGACCGAGCAGUGCCCGCUGUUCCUGCAGCACAAGUGCACGCAGCACAGACCGUUUACGUGUUUCCACUGGCACUUUCUCAACCAGAGGAGGAGGAGACCCAUCAGGAGGAGAGACGGAACUUUUAACUACAGCCCGGACGUCUACUGCACCAAGUACGACGAGACCACCGGCAUCUGCCCCGAUGGAGACGAUUGUCCUUAUUUACACCGGACCACCGGCGAUACGGAGCGCAAGUACCACCUCCGCUACUACAAGACAGGCACGUGCAUCCACGAGACGGACGCCCGGGGACACUGCGUGAAGAACGGCCUCCACUGUGCAUUUGCUCACGGGCCGCAUGAUCUCCGGCCUCCCGUCUACGACAGCAGAGAGAUCCAAGCACAAGAGGCGCUCCAGAAUGGACAGCUGGGCUCCGGUGAAGGCAUCCCUGACCUCCAACCCGGCGUCUUAGCCAGCCAAGCCAUGAUUGAGAAAACGCUGACUGAAGACCCCAGGUGGCAAGACACAAACUUUGUUUUAGCCAACUAUAAAACCGAGCAGUGCACCAAGCCGCCCAGACUUUGCAGACAGGGCUACGCUUGUCCACACUACCACAACAGCCGCGACCGCAGACGCAAUCCACGCAAGCACAAGUACAGGUCGACUCCGUGCCCCAGCGUGAAGCAUGGCGACGAAUGGGGCGAGCCCUCCAAGUGCGACAGCGGCGACACGUGCCAGUAUUGUCACUCGCGCACGGAGCAGCAGUUCCAUCCAGAGAUCUACAAGUCCACCAAAUGCAACGACAUGCGGCAGACGGGCUACUGCCCCAGAGGGCCCUUUUGCGCGUUCGCACACGUAGAAAGGAUCCCCUCCACAGAGGAGACCAUGAGCUCGUUGCUGACGGCGAUACAGUCCGGUUCGCAGCCUCUUCUCGGCUCUCAGCAUUAUCCAGAGUGUCCGGUGGGCGAGUGGACGACCGGAUGCUCCAACAACAGCAGCAGCAACGGCCAAGUGGCGACUACUCAAAACACUGUAUUCAGCGCCGUGAACCCCCUGGCAUCCAGCUUCACCUCCAGCAUAACGUCCAGCUUGGCUUCCAGCAUCGGCUCAGACAGUUCCUCCCCUACCACCUUAUCCACCAUGAACGCGAAGGCCACGCCCUUCUACCCGGGGAGCAACACGGUGGAGUCUGUCAUCGGAUCCGCCCUGGACCUCAACUUCAGUGACAUUAACGUGGCAUCUCUUGACAAGGAGCUAGAAGAACAAGACAAUCACAUCGGGCUGGAAAGUCAAAGGGUGCUCGGCAGCUCGGCCCCCGUCAACAUUCCCGGCUCGCUGGCGCGCUCGUCCUCCUUCAAUUCCUCCUCGUCGCUGUCCACUUCGCCGCUGAGCUCCCUCUCGCAGUCGCUCUCGCAGUCCCUUCUGUCGGCGGCCGUGUCGCAGCAAAAUCACACGGCUAGCAUGCUAGCCAAGCCGGAGCACGGCCUCCUGGGAACGCCCACGUCCUCUUCCCAGAACUCCUUAGGCUUGAACGGCACGGGCAACAUCUGGGACUUUGUGAGCGGCAGCUUCUCGCCAAGUCCGUCGCCGGUCUUCAGCAGCCUGGCGUCGGCGAGCAGCGGCGGGAGUGGCGACGUGGCGCGUCUCUUCCGGGAACUGGACGAGGCCAAAAAGAAGAUUAAGCAGUGGGAGGAGGCCUGGCACCAGGUCAAACAGGCAUACGAGGCCUGUCAGAAAGACGCCCGCGAAGCCAAGGAGCAAGCCAAGACGGCGGAGGGGGAGCGGCAGCUGGCCGAGCAGAAGUGGGAGGAGACGGAGCGCAAGCUGAAAGAGCUGCGGGGGGACUUUGACGCCGUUUGCCGCGGGCCGGGAACGCCGCUCCUGCGCGGCUACGGCGAGCUGGACCAGCUGCCGCUGUCCAAGCUGCACUCGCUCAAGAACCAGCUACGCAACGACCUCGACCUUAUAGAUGGGGUAAUAUAUCAACUUCAGUCAAAGAAAUGUGUAGUUUGCCAAAAGCAUGACCGAUGCAUUGUGCUGCAGCCUUGCCAACAUUACGUUCUAUGUGAGAGCUGUGCGCCUGGCAAAGCCGAAUGUCCCUACUGUCGAACAAAAAUACUCAAGUGGUGAUGUACCACCAACGCAAAGGUACUAUGUAAAGAAUUUAGCCUAUUUUGGGUAUUUUUUUUCGAGGGGGGCGGGGGGUCAAAUAAUAGAUAUCAAAUUUUUGUAUAGCUCAUGAAUGAAAUGAUGUUUGACUCGUACACGCGGGAGAUAUUGGGAUGUGCAGUUUUUUUGCUCAUUUUACGUGUGUACAAUGUGUCGUCUCGACUGCAGAUACUCGCAGUACUACUCGCCCUUCUGGAGGUUUUAUUGCGAGUGCUAUUGAGUUUUCUGACAGAACUGAAUGUGGGGAAUCUCCUUUAUUGAAUGCACUUAAUCGUUACAGCCCACACAUUUCAUAAAAAAACACACUGCAGAGAUCCCGUUAAAUUGUUUUUUUUUACUAAAGAGAACAAAACGUAACUUUGACACCUGAAAAUAGCACCGUAAAUCCCGGACUACUGAGCGCACUUAAAUAUUUUUAUACAUGUAUACUGAAGGCCGCACUUAUAAUAUAAGCCGUAGGUGUCCACGUUGUAAUAUGGGUUAUUUACACAGAAAGACACACUAUAAACCUUGCAAUCUUACCUGCACUGUGUGUUCCCACCAUCACUUAUUGUUGCCAAUGAGACAUGAGACGAUUUUGCCGCGCUCCCAGCAGUUCAAGCAGAAACUGUAAUUGUUCUAAACUUGAUCAAAGUUACUUAAGAUUUGUCAGAUCAAAACACAAUCCCUUACUGAAUCUGCACUCUAAUCUAAACACCAUGCGAACUGUUGUUAAAAACUUUAAUAAGUAGUGGCUUAUAGUCCCGAAUUUACGAUACAUAUAGUUUACAACCUACCCAGAAAGACACGCUAUAAACCUUGCAAUCCAACCUACACUGUGUGUUCCCACCAUUACCUUUUGUUGCCAAUGAGACGUGAGACGAUUUUGCCGCACUCCCAGCAGUUCAAGCAGAAACUGUAGUCGUUCUAAACUUGAUCAAAGUUACUUAAGUUUUGUCAGAUCAAAACACAAUUCCUGACUGAAUCUGCACUCUAAUCUAAACAACAUGUGAACUGUUGUUAAAAACUUAAAUAAGUCCGGAAGUUACGAUACAUAUAGUUUACAACCUACCCAGAAAGACACGCUAUAAACCUUGCAAUCCAACCUACACUGUGUGUUCCCAGCAUCUCUUAUUGUUGCCAAUGAGACGUGAUACGAUUUUGCCGCAGUUCAAGCAGAAACUGUAGUCGUUCUAAACUUGAUCAAAGUUACUUAAGAUUUGUCAGAUCAAAACACAAUCCCUUACUGAAUCUGCACUCUAAUCUAAACACCAUGUGAACUGUUAAAAACUUCAAUAAGUAGCGCCUUAUAGUCCGGUAUUUACGAUACAUAUAGUUUACAACCCGGUCUGCAGUCAUUCAAAAGCAAUACCGUUUGGCUGAUGUGUGGUUCACUCAAAAAAAAAAAAAUUUACCACCUAAAAUGGGCAAAACUGAAACAGCUAUUUAGUUAAAGAGGGACAAAAUCAAGUAUUCACUCAUUUGUAUUUGGGAGACUAUAACAAAAACACUAUGCAGAUGUACAAAAAAAAUAAAAACACUAUCAGAAAAGAAGUAUUGUUCAAAAAAGAAAUUAGGUAUUUGUCGCAAAUGCAGUGUUCCUCUUUCAAUACAGAACAAACCCGCGUGUUUUUAUGAUUUAUAUUACCAGUCAAGCAUCAUUAUUUUUGACCAAUUUCCUGAAGAAUUUCUUAAUUAAAAGCACUUUGUUGACAUGGGACUAUUAUAAAAGGGUAUGUAGACAUUUUCUGUAAAGCUGCUUUGUAGGUAUUCUUUUUUUUUUUUUUUAAUUAGCUAUACUUUUUCUUAAUAAAUAUACCCAUAAAUAAAUAUAUAUAUAUAUACAUAUAUAUAUGUAUAAGCUAACGAUAUUGUGUGUACUGUGAAACAUCAAUGGAAUAUUUCAUGUUUCCUAUUGUUAAUUCAUAGCAUGGUUCUACAUAUUGAGGUUUAAUAGAUGGAGAGAGAAAAAAAGUAUUUAAUAGUUUCUACUUUCAUAGUUAGAUUUAUAAACAAUUUCAAUCAAAUAAGUGCAAAUUUAAGAAUUUUUUUUUUUUUUUUGUAUAUUGUUCUUAGGCAUAACCAGCAGCUGUAAUGAUAUCUUGUCAAGGCACAUGCGCUACAUGUCAUUCAAUCAAGUUACUUUUUUUUGUCAAGAUUUCUAGAGAAUAGAACUUAGAGGAGCAUGUAUUGUAAUUGCUAAGGUUUUUCUUGUUUGUUUGUUUUUUUUGGGUAGGAAAACUAGCCUCUAGAACAUAUCGGCCUCCAGCUCGGAAAAAGUGCCUUGCCUUAAGCUCUCAAUUUGUCGUCGGAGCAGGAUUUGAAAAAAAUUGAAAAAAAAAACAAAAAAACGUUCACAUGAUGACCGUAUGCCACAGUGUAUUUGGCCCAGUCCCGUUGUUUAUUUUUUAUUAUUAUUUUUUUUUUGUUUGUUUGUUUUUUUCAUUGAACAUUGCCAGUGCCUGUGACUUUAAAAAAAAGCUCAUUCCUUGGCCGCGGUGCUCCUUCAGUGCAGCUUCACUCUUUUUUGAGAUUAGCUUGUUUAUUUUCUUGAUUUUUUUUUUUUUUUUUCAGGCCAUAUGCAAAACAAAGGGCACAUGCAUUUUUGUACAGGCUCAUACAAACAUCUCUGCAACCAUUUCAGUCCAUUAAGACUUUGACUUUGGGGCAUGGAGUCCGUCUAAUUAAAAUGACCUUCUACUGUGCUUAAAAAAAAAUGGAUAUCGCUUUAAAAAGAAAAUAGAAUCAAUAAGACGUAGUAUUUCCAGGUACAAUUUUUGCUACUCAUUAACGCAUCAAAUUGAAAUUGUUUACAUAGACACGGACAUGCGAAUGAUAUGGAGACAGGUAUUUUUCUUGCAUAAAAAAAAAAAAGUGGACGUAGCUUAUGUGUUUUGGGGAUGUUAUUAUAUCUAUUCACGCAACAUUUUCCAGCAGGAAGAUGCUUUGACAACACGUGAUGUUGUGUAACUAACUGCACGUUUUGUACGUUUAAUUUCUUGACGUGUAAAAAUGUAUUUAAAAUGUAUAUAACUGUGUUAUACGGUUUAGAGCAUGGGUGUCCAAAAAGUAGCCCGUGGGCCAUUUGCGGCACACUGCUCAUUUAUUAUUGGCCCACGACACAUUGUACAAAAUAACAUUAAACAUUAAGUAAAGCAAAUGGCACAGUGCAAAGAAUAAAAGCUGAUGUGUUGAUAAAAUAAAAGUUAAAUGAAUUAACUUUGUAAUAUUAUGAGGAUUUUAGUAGCUAAAGGUUGAAAUAUUAGAGAAAAACAUUUUUUUUAAGGUCUUAAUAUGAAAAAAAAAACAACGCAUGGAACAAAUAAAGUUUUUGGAAAAUUAGGUUGCGGAAAAAGUUAGGAGAAUAAAGUCAAAAUAUUGUUAGAAUAAAGUCGUAAUUAUGAGAAGAAAGUUUAGUAAAUUUAAGAAUUUUUUUUAAAUUCAUUAUAUCAGAAACAAUUAUUUUUGGAAAAUUAAACUGAGGAAAAUAAAUACUGUUUAGAGCAUGGGUGUCCAAAGAGUAGCCCAUGGGCCAUUUGCAGCAGAGAAAUUUUUUUUUAUAGGUCCUAAUAUGAAAAAAAAACGCAUGGAACAAAUAACGUUUUUGGAAAAUUACAUUGCGGAAAAAGUUAGGAAAAUAAAGUCAAAAAUAUUGUUCGAAAAAAGUCAUAAUUAUGAGAAGAAAGUUUACAAGUUUUUAAGACAAAAAAUAUUUUAAAAAAUUCAUCAUAUCAGAAACAAUUAUUUUUGGAAAAUUAAACUUAGGAAAAGAUUAUAUUAUUAUGGGAAUAAAGUCAAAAUAUCACACAAGAAAAUUUACCAAAAUUUUUUAAGAAGAAAGUUGAAAUAGUCAUUUUUUUUUUAAUAACGGUAAAAAAAAAUGGGGGAAAAAGAGGCCAGUUCAUACACAAAAAUGUGUAAUAAUCGAUAAAAAGAACCUCAACCUCAGACGUAAAGUCAAGCUAUCGCCCUCUGCUGGCUCGUACGAAGAAUGACAGCACAGGAAGCUACGUCCACUUCUUUUACAUAUUUUCAUAAAAAGCUGUGUUAAAACGUCCGGUGUCGCAUGGAAUGAUUAGCAACUACAGGAAACGAGUUCAAUACCCCCACUGUGUCGCACUGCCACUACGACUAAAGCUACUUUUGUAUUUGUAGGAAUUUAUCGUUGGAUUUGGUUGUUCAUCAAUUGUAACUCGUGCAAUCGUUUUUUUUUUUUUAAUAAUGUCGCAGAUCCGUACUGCUGUAGAUUAUCCAAACUUUAGCUUAAGUCAACUCUUCAUCCAUAAAAAAUAAAUAAAUAAGAACGAUGAAUGAUGUCUUGGUGCGUGAAAGUUAGAUAAAUGAACCAAAGUGAUGUCCUAGUAGCUGUCCAAAUAUUCACAAUAUUUCAUUUUUUGUCUUUUAAACAGUUAUUAUUUGCUUUGAUAAAUCAUUCAACCCUCUUAACGGCGCUAAAAAAAAUGGGACUAUGCCAAAAAAAAUUUAUUUGGCUUCUAACGUCAGCCCGUGUUUGUUGCAGUUUUACCAAAGACCUGUGCUUGUUAUUGUUUUUUGUUUGAUUCAUUCAUUUUAUUGUUUUUUUUUUCCCACUAAGAAAGCUACAUAAAUUAAGUCUAAAAAGAAGAAAAUUUAAAAAAAAUCACCUACUACCUUAAAAAAAAUUGCUGAAUUGACAGAAAAAAAUGCAGCGGUCACAGUUUCGACAUAUUUCGAUUUGUUAUGUGUGUGAUUAAUUUUAUUUCGGUAAAAGUGAAGGAAUUUAAUGUGCAGCUGAAGUGGCCAUAUCAAGUUCGUUUUGGCGUAUACCGACGAAGGGUUACAUGUUUCGUUUUUUGAGCGCCCAUGGUAGAUACAGACCUGAGUUUUUCCCAUUUGGAACAAAGCACAGUGGUUUAUUCCCACUUUACAGAGCGGUUACGUGAAUAUUUGUGCCUUUUAGCAACUGGAUUUCCGAGAGCGAAAAAGUCAAAUUCCCCCCCUCAAAUUUGAAAACGAAAAAUGGAGUGCCUUAAGAUGCUCAGUGAUUGAGGAUUGAGCUAAAAAUCCCACGUCUCCACCUUAACGCCACCUGUAUUCGCUAAUUUCCGCUAAAUACGGCUAAUACGAGGUGAACAUUCAAGCAAUUUUGCCCAAUAAUCGAUUAAGAAAAUUACAAGUCUUCCAAGGGCUAGCAUACAAGCUAAGUGCAAACAACAGAUUUUCUAUCGCUUCCCCAUCUGAUGCUAUAAAAACCUCAAAAGAACUUGAAAAACCACUAUCUGAAACGCUUAUCUUGGCUAAUUGCAUAGCCCAGAAUGCUAAUGCUAGUGCUCUUGGAUGAUUUAUUCACAUAAAAAUUUUUAUCGUAACCACAAGAAACCGUGUGGUUGUUAUGCUAACUUAGCCUAGUUAGCAUGGCCGUAUAUGCUAGCGAUGCCGCUUCGUAGUCGCGUUGCAUCGGUACCAACGUUACAGAUUUUGCCGAAUCUGGCAACCAAAAAAAAAUUAAUGGAUAAUUGCGUAGCCGACGGUGCUAAUGCCACUGAAGCUUGUUUGUUUUCCCCUCAUUUAGCCUGGUUAGCGAAGCGGUCCGUGGUUAGAUACGUAUGCUAAUAACUUAGCCUAGUUAGCAUGGCUGUAUAUGCUAGCAAUGCCGCUUCGUAGUAGCGUUGCAUCGGUACCAACGUUGCAGAUUUUGCCGAAUCUGGCUACAAAAAAAAAAUUAAUGGAUAAUUGCGUAGCAGACGGUGCUAAUGCUAGUGAUUUGUUUCCCCUCAUUUAGCCUUGUUAGCGAAGCGGUCCGCUAGCGACGGCUAUGUUAGCUGUUUUAUUCAUCAACAUUCACUUAAAAUUUUUUUUUUUUUUUUUUUUUUUACAAAAAUGCUACGACUGUCACAGAAUUUUUUCGGACAUAUUCUUUCAUGGCUAGCUGCAUAGACGAGUGUGCUAAUGCUAGCAAAGCUCUCAUUGAACUCAUGAAUGAGUAAAUAAAGCUCAAAUUAGCAAAAUUCUAAUACUAAAUUCUAAUAAUACAUUUCUAAAAAAUUGUCUACAGUGGUUAGUUUAGAAAACCUUUUAUUUAUUUUUAAUUUUUUUCUGUGAGAUCCUUUUUGGACAAAUUUUGGACACGGUAGCAUUAGCGAAUACAGGAAGUUACAUCAACGUGAAAAAAAAAAAGCCUCUAUUGUUAGUCGUAAAGGUCUGUAUCUGCCAUCCCGUUCAAGAAAGCAAAACUAAACAGAAAUACCCCGCCACCGUGGAAUUCAAUCUUACUGUCAACACGUAAAACGGAACAAAACAGCAAACUAGGAAGAACUUUGUAAAUGAACUGUACUUUGUGUAUAAUCCUGCUCUACGUACUCGGAAUCAACAUUUUUACAUUAUUUCUUGCUAUUCUAGUACGUCGUGUCGUCUGUCUUUUUUUAAAAAUUUUAUUUCUUUUUUUAAAUACUAUGAACAUUAGAGCCUGAAGAUUUAUGCAAUCUUGUACCUUGUAUGAUGUUGGAGUCACACACGUUAAAAAAAAAAAAAAAAAAAAUAGCGUGAGUGUUCAAUUGAAUGUGGAACCAAGUGGACGUUCCAUGUACUGUAAUGUAGUUCUUGUUAUUUCUUAACAUUCUGAAGCCCGGGAAAUAUUGAAUGUAUUGUUCUAAAUUAGAUAUUCAAUGAAGAGGUCACUGGAAUUAAUAUUAUUAUUAUUAUUAUUAUUAUUACGGAGCGUUCAUUUUCAUGUAGCAUCUACUUGUAAACUCAUAUACAAUAAAAAUGAAAAGUAUGUAUAGGUUUCAUCAGAGAGAAAUGAGACUUUUUUUUUUAAAUUUCCAGGUUAUUAAUGCAGUGAUUUAAUGGAGGAUGUGUUCAAUCUGUGGAUUUAAUAGCUUUUGAUAUUUAUAGAUUUAAAAACAAAAGGUCCCGUUUUGUGACACCAUGUAAGGAUUAUGUAAGAGUUCAACCUGAUAAAUCACAAGAAUUCUUCUGUGGGUAUCUUGAUGACGUGUUGUGAACACAAAUAUAGAUGCAAGUCUUAGAAUGACUACCAGAUUUUUUUUUUUCCUCGAUUUAUUAUUAUUUGUUUUCUACAUUAAAACGAUUGUGUAAUGCAUAUUUUCUGUAGUGUAUGACUAGUUUGUUAACACUUGUUAAAUUGUUACACUACAGUGUUGUAAUGGUUUACAGAGUUCACACAAUUAUUUUUUAUCAUCUUGACAAUUAAACAAAUUUUUCAUCUGC
Doryrhamphus excisus (bluestripe pipefish) is the source of this 9508-nucleotide messenger RNA. RefSeq names its product unk like zinc finger (gene unkl). Gene Ontology annotation, molecular function: metal ion binding. NCBI's taxonomy places the organism in Eukaryota, Metazoa, Chordata, Actinopteri, Syngnathiformes, Syngnathidae. The record is from RefSeq and is a predicted model, not a curated record.